This is a messenger RNA of Effrenium voratum, 1611 nucleotides long. The record is from the annotation of a GenBank genome assembly. Lineage: Eukaryota; Dinophyceae; Suessiales; Symbiodiniaceae.
CUGUUUUUUGCCUUUGCCUUCUGAAGAUGACCCAGUUCCGGACCCUUCAUGGGAUCGGUUCCGGGAUCGCGGCUUCGGCUUCGCCCGCGCUGGCGGCUUUGGCGGGUCGCCUCUGGCUUCAAGAGCCUGUGGCAUAGGCCGCGUUUGGACGCGUGCAGGCGUCUGUCAAGGUUUCAGGCUCUCCUGGCUUCUGCGCCUGAAUCGGCUGAGGGCCAUCCAGGUCCAAAGGCUCUGCCCGGGUUUUCGGAAGCCGACGGCUCGCAAGUGUCGGCUCCUUUUUGGCAGAGUGGAGGCCCCACGAAGGAUCUGAAGUCGGAGACUUGCCGCGCCUGGCACCACGUGACGGGAGUCGGAUCUGUAGUGUGAGAGGCUGGAUGAGAGCCCUGCGACCAACCCCAAGAGGCUAAGAUGGCUGGGGCCCCUGUUAUUUCCGCUGCUCAAAGGUUUGAAGGAGACGCAGGAGAAACGCUUCACAGGCGUCCUGACCAUUCACGCAGCGUACAGCGACGGAUUCAAGGAGCUUUUGACAAUUCAUCCAAUGAACCAUUCAUCCCUGGCAACCUGUUGAGUGGAAGCUUUGCGUGCCUUGGAACACACAAGUGUUAAAGAGUGCGCUGUAAAUACUUGCUGCCUCGAGGCCUAAGAUCCCUAAGCUACUUGCGUCAGCUCGCCAAGGUGAGAUCUUGGGUGGGCCCCUUGGGUCCCAAGGGCCAGCUGCAUUUCAGACUUGGCCGAGUGAGGCAUAGCCGGAUCCUUCGGCCGGAGCGACGUGAGCGGGCAAGGCGCCGGCAGCCACCCAGGUUCUGCACCUGGAUGAUCAGGUGCGGGAUGCAGGGGAGGACCAUUGGUUGGAAAACCACCAAAAAGAGUUGUUAUUUCAAGCACAUGGGAAAAGUUUCCCAUGGCCAUUGGGGGCCCUAAAUGGAAGAUUAAUCAAUUCGCACCUUUCUCAAUGUCCACUUUCAAGUGGCCAGCAGCAUUGACGAAUUGACGCGGCCGCAUCGCAUCAUGGCAUCGCCCCCAUAGAAAGCCGAGCGAAGAGCUGGUGUCGCGCCACAGCUUUGCCCCGGACGUGACCAGGACUCACAGCUUUGCGCGCGCAGUCGGAAGGUGAGAGUGGCGGGACGUCCAAGACCGAGGCAAGCAAGUAGCUUCACCCAGUGCCAGCUCUCUCACUGGGCGUGCAAUGACCUGCUUUGGGUUUUAAACCGGCGAGGGCAAUAGGUGCUCCAAUCUCCCUUUGGGCGUUUGUUUCCUCGGAGCCAGUGAGUAAAAUGCAACUUGCGAAGAGACACUCCCUUGAUCCCCUGAGUGCUGCCAAGUGAAUCGGGACCUCUGUGAUGGAGCCUUGUUGCAAUGCGCCGCAGCUUGCCAACUCUGCCAAGUGCUAACGGAGGAGUCGGCUUAGACCCAGAGCGCAGGGAGGGUCUGGGAUCGCAGCGCUCGGUACAGCCCAGGUGCUAAGUGCCAUGAGUUGCAGAGAUUUGCGUGGCACGCGUGAACAUAUUGGGGUGCUGAGGGCCCCAGUGAAGGAUCCUGGCGUGGUGCUGUGUUCUUGAAAAAGUGCGGCACAAAGCAUCGGCGUGCGCCACUGGCUCCGAAUCGUGGCCG